GAGGGUGCGGGUGCUGCCUCCGCCCACCGUCACCCCGUGUGCCCAGGCUCUGAUGGAGACGGCCCAGCGCCUCCGCUGCCAUCUUGGCUGGCCCUGCUCCGGAAGACCCCGGAAGGCACAUCCUCGGCCCCAUCCGGUGGUUCCGCUUCAAAAGCUGGGGCUGUUUGGUUGCAGAAGCAGCGUGAAAGGAGCAGCCUCAGCCCCGCUUCGGGCCUGACCCUCAGGAAACCGGGGGCCUCCGGGAGUCCUUUUCCACGUAUCUUCUCUUGCUCUGGCCUUGCCCGGAGGGAGCCGGGCGCCUGGAGCCCCUGGGCUCAUCUCCUCCCCCGCCUGCCGGCUCGGGCACGCCCACUGUGGAUCUCUGUGCCGCGCUCGUGCCUCGUGGAGGGCAGCGUCCGAGGACGGGACACAUCCCAGGCCCUCUCGGUGUGCCCAUGCUCCGGCGCGUGUCCCUCUGGGAGAGGACCCGGUCAGGAAGUCUGGUCCACGGGCCUUCCUGCUGGAGGCAGGCUGUCUGGGGGGAGGCUUCUCACCCUUGCACCGCCCCAACGCGCCUCCGUCUUCAGGAGGGCACGAACAGCCUGGGACACCCUGGCGGUGCCAGGCAUGGGGCGGGCCGGGGAAACUGAGGCCAGCAGGUUCUGCUGUGGCCUCUGGCCAGUGAGUGAACUUGGCCUCUGUCUGCUACAGGCCUCGGCGCUGGAGGAGAACUUUGUCCGCCCGUCGAUGGCCCGUUAUUGCCUUGGCCGACGUCAGGUGGCACCUGGCAGGGAGCAGGGCCGGGGAGGAAGCCAGCAGGUGGCCUUGGCCGGGCGCGUUGCCGGGCCUCCUUCCGCGCACGACGGAGGCCCUUGGGCGGCUCCCCCUCGGGGUGAGGCCGACAUCAUCUCGACGGUGGAGUUCAACCACUCCGGAGACCUUCUGGCGACUGGCGACAAGGGCGGCCGAGUGGUUAUAUUUCAGAAGGAGCACGAGAAUAAAAGCCGUCCUCAUUCUAGAGGCGAAUAUAAUGUGUACAGUACCUUUCAAAGUCACGAGCCUGAAUUUGACUAUCUGAAAAGUCUAGAAAUUGAGGAAAAAAUUAAUAAGAUUAGGUGGUUGCCGCAACAGAAUGCUGCGCACUUCCUGCUCUCUACUAACGAUAAAACGAUUAAAUUAUGGAAAAUAAGUGAACGAGAUAAGCGAGCGGAAGGCUACAACCUGAAAGAUGAAGACGGGAGACUGCGCAAUCCAUUCCGAAUCACAGCGCUACGGGUUCCCAUCCUGAAGCCCACGGAGCUGAUGGUGGAGGCCAGCCCGCGCCGGGUCUUCGCCAACGCCCACACCUACCACAUCAACUCCAUCUCCGUCAACAGCGACCACGAGACCUACCUCUCGGCGGACGACCUGAGGAUCAACCUGUGGCACCUGGAGAUCACCAACAGGAGCUUCAACAUCGUGGACAUCAAGCCCGUCAACAUGGAGGAGCUGACCGAGGUGAUCACGGCCGCCGAGUUCCACCCGCACCAGUGCAACGUCUUUGUGUACAGCAGCAGCAAAGGCACCAUCCGCCUGUGUGACAUGCGCUCCUCCGCACUGUGUGACCGGCACUCCAAGUUUUUCGAGGAGCCCGAAGACCCGAGCAGCCGGUCCUUCUUCUCCGAGAUCAUCUCCUCCAUCUCGGACGUGAAGUUCAGCCACGGCGGCCGCUACAUGAUGACCAGAGACUACCUGUCGGUCAAGGUGUGGGACCUCAACAUGGAGAGCCGGCCCGUGGAGACGUACCAGGUCCACGAGUACCUCCGCAGCAAGCUGUGCUCCCUCUACGAGAACGACUGCAUAUUCGACAAGUUCGAGUGCUGCUGGAGCGGCUCCGACAGCGCCCUCAUGACCGGCUCCUACAACAACUUCUUCCGGAUGUUCGACAGGAGCGCCCGCAGGGACGUCACUCUGGAGGCGUCCCGGGAGAGCAGCAAGCCCCGCGCCGUCUUAAAGCCUCGCAAGGUGUGUCCGGGGGGCAAGAGGAAGAAGGACGAGAUCAGCGCGGACAGCCUGGACUUCAACAGGAAGAUCCUGCACACGGCCUGGCACCCCCUGGACAACGUCAUCGCGGUGGCGGCCACCAACAACCUGUACAUCUUCCAGGACAAGAUCAACUGAGGCGCUCGGCUCCUGCCUCCGGGCCGGCCGCUCUUGUGGGUCUCCGCGAGGAGCCCCACAGGCCGCCUCUCGCCCGGGACGCCGGGCUCGCAGACGGGGCUCGGCGCCGGCCGCCAGCCGGGCCUUCCCUCCCCGACUACAGGCCGAGAGCCCAGAGGCGACAGGGAGGCCGCCCGUCUCCGCCGUCACCGGGGGGGCCUCUGGGAGCCGUGUUUAAGCCCAGAAAACCCGCCCUGGCCCGUCCUGCUGCCGCCCCCACCCCGCGGGCGGAGCCCCUCAAUAAAAGCGAGAAGCUGUAAACAAAGCGUGUGUUUCGGUCGCCAUCUUCAGUCCUCGAGCCUGCGUGGGGGGCUCCUGGGAGAAGACGGGGCUCGGUGGGGGGGUCAGAGAGGACAUCCCCGAGGGACCCGGCAGCUCCGGCCAAUGAGGACCCGAGUCGCUGCCGCUUGUCCCAGGCUCGCGGGGUCUUCCCUGCCUGGUGGGGGCGCUGCUGGGUUUUCCUCUUUCUAGGACUUGGGGGUGGGGGGUCUGCGGUUAGAGAAUGGGGGGACCGUUGUCUGCAUGCCGAAUUCCGUACUGCCACUCGGGCGGCCACACCGCCAGGACAGGCUCCCGGCUCGGUGCGGCCCGAGUCACUGGGGUGGCCGACGGGUGCUAGACGCCGCCAGGGCCGCCCGGGGCUUGCUGAAGGGGGGCCUCGCCCCCGAGGCUCCUGGUCGGGGCGUCAGUCCUGGGUGCGCAGCCUCCUAAUUCGGGGCUAGCGCGGCGGGCUUGUCUAGACUUGUGCACUAUUUCGAUCACAAAGUUUAAUAAAUUUUAGACAUUUAACUGGA
Monodelphis domestica (gray short-tailed opossum) is the source of this 2972-nucleotide messenger RNA. The record is from RefSeq and is a predicted model, not a curated record. NCBI's taxonomy places the organism in Eukaryota, Metazoa, Chordata, Mammalia, Didelphimorphia, Didelphidae.